This is a messenger RNA of Aspergillus homomorphus CBS 101889, 2177 nucleotides long. RefSeq names its product Clavaminate synthase-like protein. The coding region runs from base 33 to 2177 and encodes 714 amino acids. The record is from RefSeq and is a predicted model, not a curated record. Lineage: Eukaryota; Fungi; Ascomycota; Eurotiomycetes; Eurotiales; Aspergillaceae. The transcript has 4 exons.
GUGACCCUAGCAAGUUAAUACAUUCCCGCGCAAUGAAGCUUCCGGCACCAGAACUUCUUCAACAAGUCCACGUUCCCCUCAAUGGGGGACAGCCCGAGCCUAUAGCUUCCUUCAACUCUGCAAAAGCAGCAUACACCCAAGAUCGAGAGGCCGUCCAAGAAAGCUUGUUGCGAUUAUGCUCUGUGAGCUCAUGGCACAAGAGCUCAAGAUCGGCGUUUGUUCCCCAGCCAGUUCUCAUCUCUUCGGUGCACCAGCGCCAAUGGAAGGCACUCAACGAGGCUCUAGUCUUGGCUAUAACUGACAUUGUCGAGAAUUGGUGGACGGACUCGGAGUCGAGAUUUCCAGAACGUAUGCCUCUGGAACCUGCAGAAGAAGACCUCCUUCGUUGGAUCGACAGCCAAGUUCCCGACAAUCUGCCACCAUACCGAGAGUGUCGCGGAUCGUGGAGACCAGACUUCCUGAUUGAAAAAGACAACUCUGAAAGCAGCCCGGGCUCUGUGGAGAAUUUCCGAAUUAGUGAAAUCAACGCUCGAUUUUCCUUCAAUGGGUUGAUGUUUGCUGCUUGCGGACAACAGGCUUUUAAAGAGCAAGGUAUCUGUGACGGAGGCAAUGGUUUGGUCGGUGCGACUGAGCCCGAAAAGUUCCUGGGAGGCCUUUUGAGCCUUUUUAAUCCCGACUUGCCAUUGCACCUCCUCAAAGGAGACGAACAAGGCGUUGACAUUCAUAUGAUUGUCGCAUUUCUCAGAACACGUUUUGGAAUCAGCCCUCGCUUCGUGCUGCCGGAUGAUCUUCGACUGGUGCCAUAUGCACAAAACAAAAGCGGUUACAAACUCUGUUGUGUGGUUAAGAAAGCUGAGAUUGAGGACACCGGACGCUUAGCCUCAGUGUUUUAUCAUGAUGGUGAGGCCGUGGAAGAGAUUCAUCAGGUUGGUCUUGAGCUCCACCAGAGAGAAAUUCGGGCUCUGAGUCCGGAGAUGCUCCGCCAAAUUAGUCUCAGAUGUUUCAAUGACAUGCGUACUAUUUUGCUGGUCCACGACAAGCGGAUGCUCGGGAUAGUCAGGCAGCAACUCGACUCUUUAGUGGAAAGGAACGUCAUUACGCAUGCACAAGCGAAGAUUCUUGACCAUGGCAUUGCUGAUACAAUACUCCCUGGCUCCUCGGAACUAGAGCAGUUCGUUGGAUCUUGCAAGGAAAACCCUGAACUCAAGCAAGACUACAUCCUGAAACCGAUUCGAAGUGGAAAAGGCGAUGGCAUUGUGUUUGGCGAAGACAUUGACCCCACUGAAUGGGUGUCAAGAUUGGAAGGUUUGCGCUCCUCAACGUUUGCCCUUGGUGAUGGCAUCUGCAUUGUCCAGCGCAAGAUCAACCAGAUUCAGUAUGAUUUGAUCCUGGGCCCAAUGGGCGUCAAGGCCAGCCACACCGCCGAAAUAUCGAACAUACUUCGCACAAGCGGCAUUCUCAAAGUCAGUCUUCAAUUUGAGGACGACUCCAGCCGGUAUCUUCAGAAGCUUGUUCAGGCUCUUCACGAUCACCACGACCACGGACUCCCCAUCACCCACAGUGCAUCUCGCGGCUGGUUCUGGGACAUCCGGCCUAACAGCACCACAUUCCAAACACCAUCGCAUCAGGCCCGGUCAGAGACCAUGGAGGAGUUUCCGUGGCACACUGACUGCAGCUACGAAGAGGCGCCACCCCGGUUCUUUGCCUUACAGGUCCUGCGAGAAGACCGCUGUGGCGGCGGGACGCUCUCCGUGAUGAAUGUCGGAAAACUCAGCUCACUCCUCUCGCCGUCAACUUGCGCUACUCUCCUCCGACCCGAAUUCCGCAUUAACGUCCCACCGGAGUUUGUGAAGCAUGAUGCGAAACGUUAUAUUGUGGGGAGUUUGAUGGCUACUGGUGCAGAGGGAUUGCCUAGUAUAAUUCGCUUCCGUGAGGAUAUUCUCACCCCUUUGACAGCCGAGGCUGCGCUUGCGCUGCAGGAAUUGAAGGAGUGCUUGCUGGGGCUGAAGGUGCAGGCUGAGAUGGUCCAUCUUACGCCGAAAUGUUUACCAAGGGGCUCUGUGAUUUUGAUGGAUAAUUAUCGGUGGAUUCAUGCUCGCACACAUGUCAUGGACCCUGAACGCCAUUUGCGGAGGGUUCGGUGGGACGCGAGGCCCUUCUCCUCUGUUUGUAUUUAG